AACAUUAUUCGAGUAAAGGACCUCAAGGUCGGUAAAACAGAUUACCUUCACAUUUUUUUCGCAAAAGUCAAAUUUUCAUCAAAGUUUUUGUCUACGUUAUUUAAUCGACGCUGGGUUGGGCCUAGUACACCAGAGCGACGAAAUUUGCUACUUCCAGGAAGUCCAGGGAAGUGCAAAAACAUCGAAAAUGGCACUAGCACGGAAAACUCAAUUUGUUAUCAAUUGCUCGCAAUCCGAUUACUACAUUCAUUGCAUUAUUAAUUCUGGAGUCAUCUUAGACGAAGACAUGGAGUUAAUUUUGACGUAUUUCGCAAGUGAUGAUCGUUACAGUCAGGAGAUUAAGUUAUCGGUUUUGCAAAAAAUAAUUGGUUGUGUCUCUUUGGCUGGAACGAUCUUUUUGGUGGAAAGAAAAUACCCCCUUUAUCUUUUGCCGAUUUCGGCCACACCAAUGUUUUUGAUGAUGCUUAAAACAAUGCGCCGCUCCAUUCAACAAAAAACACAACAACGUAACUUCGAGGUUUUUGUUGAAACGACUGGUAAGAUCGCGAAACUAAAUCGCGUGAUUUGUGAAUAUUUCAAGCACAGAAACGUGCCAAGUACUGAAACUUCCGAUAUUCUCAAUCCGUACACGACUGCAAUGAAGAAGUUGCUCGAAGUAGUUUUCAUGGAGGAAACCACUUUGUUAUACAAACUACGACUUUGCGUACGCGAAUUUGUCGGUUACGUGCCUUUCCUUAAAAAGGACUAUACCCAUGUGGACUAUAUUGAAAUACAUACCUUGACCAGCCUAAAGAUUCGCAAUAUUAAUGACUGUGUUAUUCAACUGAAACAACUCUGUGAUAUCUAUGUAUUACUAGCUUCCAAUUGCCUAACUUCGUUGUCGGUGGCUUUGAGCCCGCGAGUUUGGUCCAUAUAUAGAGUUGAUCUGGAGUAUAUCUUGGAGGUACUCAUUCCGAGAAUGAGAAAACUCUCUGAACAAUGUUACAGCGCUAUAAGCAAAAAAUUCGAUGAUUUAAAAUUCUAUAACUUGAACCGAGGCCAGGUCAAAAAGCGCAUGAUGAAGAUCAAACGCCAUAAUGGGCAGACAAAACUGUAUUUGGGGACUUGCGAUAUAAUGGUAUACAUUUCAGACAUCAUUGAGAAGUCUGAAAUAGUGUACAAAAAAUUGCAGGAGCACAAUCUCCAAACCAUGCACGAGCGCGAAGUUGUUGGAAAGUGCAUUGCGGAGCUCCGCACUCACGUUUUUGAAUACUACGAGGCUUUGGAUGUUUUGCAUAAACAUUACGAGAUAAAUCUCAACAAACCAAAACGCGAUCCGCAAUCAAAGCUCGUUGAGAUACCAGAGGAUGGCCCUAUUCCCUCAACCAGUCGCGGGAACGCUGCUGAUGCGAGCUUGAAUCCUGUUGAACCGGACAAAGACGAGGAAUUUGAGGCUUACGUUGGGGCCAAUGAUAAUAAUUCCGAUAGUAGCACCAGCCACAGUGCUUACGAUGAGCAGGAAAACCGCAGAUACGCCUCUCUGCUGAGCCAAGAACUGAAGUCCAAAUUGAUAACUCACGCCACUUUCAUGGCCGCAAGACAACGCAGAGGACUUAAGGACGAAGACCCUGAAGUGACUACUGAAGAGGUGCCUCCACGACUUUUCAGGGUGCCCGAACAUUUGCCACCGCUGCCUCCUCUCGCUCCUGUGCCACAAUUUCGUCCUGUUCCACUUGCAUUACCCAACGAUCAACCUGCCAGGCCUCUCGUUCCUCCCCCGCCCCCACCGCCGCUACCGCCAAUUGAUUUGGGCGAAUUUGAGGAGCCGCCCCCACAAGAGGGCGAUUACACUGUGAACCACUUCCUCGACUCUCUCAAAGCCGCAGCUCAGAGUCGCUCCAGCAGUGAGGAGGUCUUCCAAGAUUAAAUUUUGUUCGCAUGUUUUUAAAUUUUGUUAACGUUUGAUGUGUUCAGUUUAGUUUUUGUUCUUUGUUCAUUCUUUUGUACUUAAUUCGUUUGCGUUCAAAUAAAUGUUAAAAAAAUACAAAAAAAAAUAAAAAAGCGUUAGAAAACCCAA
This is a messenger RNA of Tribolium castaneum (red flour beetle), 2056 nucleotides long. RefSeq lists its product as uncharacterized. The record is from RefSeq and is a predicted model, not a curated record. Bases 188 to 1906 code for a protein of 572 amino acids. Lineage: Eukaryota; Metazoa; Arthropoda; Insecta; Coleoptera; Tenebrionidae. The transcript has 12 exons.